Messenger RNA from Malaya genurostris, 641 nucleotides. RefSeq names its product large ribosomal subunit protein eL31 (gene RpL31). The coding region runs from base 138 to 512 and encodes 124 amino acids. Gene Ontology annotation, molecular function: structural constituent of ribosome. Gene Ontology annotation, biological process: cytoplasmic translation. The transcript is spliced from 3 exons. Gene Ontology annotation, cellular component: cytosolic large ribosomal subunit; ribosome. The record is from RefSeq and is a predicted model, not a curated record. NCBI's taxonomy places the organism in Eukaryota, Metazoa, Arthropoda, Insecta, Diptera, Culicidae.
AGCGUCGCUUCGAGAUGUCGUGCUGUCAAAUUUAUACGUAUGCGUUCUUUCGUUUCCGGCGCUUUCAGCUGCAAAGGAACACAUUUAAAUUGAUUAAAAGUUUGCCACUUUUGAUUAAUUCCUACUGAGGUUUUACGAUGGCUAAAACUAAAACGGAGAAAAAGACUAAAUCAGCCAUCAAUGAAGUUGUGACACGGGAAUGCACCAUCAAUCUGAACAGGCGACUACAUAAAGUAGGCUACAAAAAGCGUUCCCCGAGGGCAAUAAAAAUCGUACGCAAAUUCGCCGAAAAAGAAAUGGGUACCACUGAUGUUCGUAUUGAUACUCGUUUAAACAAGGCUAUUUGGCACCGAGGAAUCAGGAAUCCACCUUUCCGUAUCCGUGUACGUUUGUCCCGUCGCCGCAAUGAUGACGAAGAUUCUCCCAACAAAUUGUACACCUUGGUGACGUACGUUCCUGUGCCGUCAUUCAAGGAGCUGCAAACCGAAAAUGUUGAAUCAACCGACGAUUAAUAUGUAAAUUUACACGCUUAACGUUUAGAAGCUUGAACGAAGGAAUAGUCGAAAACGGUUCAACGUGUAUUUUAUUAAGGUGUAAAAAGAAUUUGUGGGAAAUAAACUACAAAUAUUAAAAAUGAGAAA